This is a messenger RNA of Phragmites australis (common reed), 854 nucleotides long. Its product is annotated as actin-depolymerizing factor 3-like. The transcript is spliced from 3 exons. NCBI's taxonomy places the organism in Eukaryota, Viridiplantae, Streptophyta, Magnoliopsida, Poales, Poaceae. The coding region runs from base 16 to 639 and encodes 207 amino acids. Gene Ontology annotation, molecular function: actin filament binding. Gene Ontology annotation, cellular component: cytoplasm; actin cytoskeleton. Gene Ontology annotation, biological process: actin filament depolymerization. The record is from RefSeq and is a predicted model, not a curated record.
UAAUUUACUUCUCCGAUGACGACAUCUGGCCAUCCUGCUACAGUACUAAAGCAGAUGACAUAUAUAGGGGACACACGCACAACGAGAUACAAGUACUCGCGAGCUUGUUGUGAUCGCUCUUCCCUCUGUAGAACAACAUCUAUCGAUCUUGUUCCAUCAGCUCAAAUCAAAUCCUCCAGGCUCGGAUCGAACAAUAUGGCGAACGCGGCGUCCGGGGUUGCGGUGAGCGACGAGUGCAAGGCCCGGUUCCAGGAGCUGCGCACGGCCCGCGCGCACCGCUUCGUGGUCUUCAAGGUCGACGACUCCCUGCAGCAGGUGGUGGUCGACAAGGUCGGCGCCCGCGACGCCGGCUUCGAGGACCUCACGGCCAGCCUCCCCGCCGACGACUGCCGCUACGCAGUCUACGACCACGACUUCACCGUCGGGGACGCCACCGCCGCAGGGGCCGCCGAGUCGCCACGCAGCAAGAUCUUCUUCAUCUCCUGGUCUCCCGCGACGGCGAACGUGAAGAGCAAGAUGGUGUACGCGAGCUCGAACGAGGGGUUCAAGACGGAGCUGGACGGCGUGCAGAUCGACCUGCAGGCGACGGAGCCCAGCGAGCUGACCCUCCAAGUCCUCAAGGACCACGUCAGCUCCUAAUCAAAUCCCGUGACGUACAUACACGUACGGUGUGCAAGAUGUGUGUGUGUACGGGGUGCUUGAUGUAUCGUGCCGUGUGAUCGUCUCUAUCGUGUUUGGACUGCCUUUCGAUGCGCAGGGUGUGUACUGUACUGCUGUAACGUUGUGACACGAAUAUUGGGUGGCUUACGAAUCAAAGUGUGAUCAAUAACGUAGGGGAGAUUCCCCAACGAACA